Molecule: messenger RNA, 3254 nt
Organism: Hippopotamus amphibius kiboko
Lineage: Eukaryota; Metazoa; Chordata; Mammalia; Artiodactyla; Hippopotamidae
Gene: KEAP1
Product: kelch like ECH associated protein 1
Exons: 6
Coding region: 809-2683 (624 amino acids)
Molecular function (GO): transcription factor binding
Source: RefSeq, a predicted model, not a curated record
CGGUCUGCGCGCGGCGGUCCGCGCCCGGGCCCAGGGCACCGUGGGCCGGGAGCGCCCUGCGGCCGUGGCCGGGGGCCGGAGAACUGGGCGAUGCGGGCCCGGUCGCCUCGGGGUUCCCGCGGCUCCGCCGAGGGUCCGGAGGGCGCGGCUCGAGUCCCAUCCUUUUGUUGGACGGCGCGACUCGCGGGGUGGCCCGGGAGCGACGCAAGCCGAGCGGGAGGCCCCGGGAGCGCCGCUCGGACGGAGGCCCGGGGAUCCCGGGGCGUUGGGGGGCUUGGUCUGCGCCCUGGGGCUGGCCGUGGAGAAGCCGCGCCGGGGUCGCUUCCUCCCUUCUUCAGGCCUCGGCGGCUCAGGCGGGACAUGCGCAGUCCCCCACUUACCGCUUCGUGGGGGGGAAGUGCCAAGGGCCCAGGGGGCACCGUUGACCGAUUGGCCAAAGACCAAGAGGCAGGCCUGGGCCUCGGCUGGGAGAGGCGGCCAAGCGGUGCUCAGAGCCCGGUGGAGGAGGGCGCUCUGGCAGGCACAGCUGGAGUGGGCAGUCAGCCAGCCACAGCUUACUGACCUCUGUGCAGUGCCAGGGCCCAGGCAAGAUGCAGGGGAGGCACACGAGAGGGGAGGCACAGCUCUGACCUACACCGGGCUACCUGCCCUCUGAAGCCUGGGGCUUAGGGCCAGGGGGACCGGCCGUCCCUCAACAAGCAAGCAAAGGAGCUCAUUUCCAUUCCUGACAAGUGCUGGGAUGGAAAUUAACCUGCGAGGAGGCCCCUGAGUACCAGUGGUGCUGUUGUCCCUUGUCACCUGGAACCCCAUGGAGCCGGAACCCAGGCCUAGCGGGGCCGGGACCCACACCCAAUUCCUGCCCCUGAGGUCACAGCGCCCUGAGGGGGCAGGGGACACGGUGAUGUACGCUUCCACCGAGUGUAAGGCCGAGGUGACGCCCUCCCAGCAUGGCAACCGCACCUUUAGCUACACCCUGGAGGACCACACCAAGCAGGCCUUCGGCAUCAUGAACGAACUGCGGCUCAGCCAGCAGCUAUGCGAUGUCACGUUGCAGGUCAAGUACCAGGACGCACCAGCCGCCCAGUUCAUGGCCCACAAGGUGGUGCUGGCCUCAUCCAGCCCCGUCUUCAAGGCCAUGUUCACCAACGGGCUGCGGGAGCAGGGCAUGGAGGUGGUAUCCAUUGAGGGCAUCCACCCCAAGGUCAUGGAGCGCCUCAUCGAGUUUGCCUACACGGCCUCCAUCUCCAUGGGUGAGAAGUGUGUGCUGCAUGUCAUGAACGGCGCCGUCAUGUACCAGAUCGACAGCGUGGUCCGCGCCUGCAGUGAUUUCCUGGUGCAGCAGCUGGACCCCAGCAACGCCAUCGGCAUCGCCAACUUCGCCGAGCAGAUCGGCUGUACCGAGCUGCACCAGCGUGCCCGAGAGUACAUCUACAUGCACUUUGGGGAGGUGGCCAAGCAAGAGGAGUUCUUCAACCUGUCCCACUGCCAGCUGGUGACCCUCAUCAGCCGGGACGACCUGAACGUGCGCUGCGAAUCCGAGGUCUUCCACGCCUGUAUCAACUGGGUCAAGUACGACUGUGAGCAGCGGCGCUUCUACGUGCAGGCGCUGCUGCGGGCUGUGCGCUGCCACUCGCUCACCCCCCACUUCCUGCAGAUGCAGCUGCAGAAGUGCGAGAUCCUGCAGUCAGACUCCCGCUGCAAGGACUACCUGGUGAAGAUCUUCCAGGAGCUCACCCUGCACAAGCCCACACAGGUGAUGCCCUGCCGGGCGCCCAAGGUGGGCCGGCUCAUCUACACCGCCGGCGGUUACUUCCGCCAGUCCCUCAGCUACCUGGAGGCCUACAACCCCAGUGAUGGCACAUGGCUCCGGCUGGCGGACCUGCAGGUGCCUCGGAGCGGCCUGGCAGGCUGUGUGGUGGGCGGGCUGCUGUAUGCCGUGGGCGGCCGGAACAACUCGCCCGAUGGCAACACCGACUCCAGUGCCCUGGACUGCUACAACCCCAUGACCAACCAGUGGUCGCCCUGCGCCUCCAUGAGCGUACCUCGAAACCGCAUCGGGGUUGGGGUCAUUGAUGGACACAUCUAUGCUGUCGGCGGCUCCCAUGGCUGUAUCCACCACAACAGUGUGGAGAGGUAUGAGCCGGAGCGGGACGAGUGGCACUUGGUGGCCCCAAUGCUGACACGAAGGAUCGGGGUGGGAGUGGCUGUCCUCAACCGUCUGCUCUACGCGGUCGGGGGCUUUGACGGGACGAACCGCCUCAACUCAGCCGAGUGUUACUACCCGGAGAGAAACGAGUGGCGAAUGAUCACACCGAUGAACACCAUCCGAAGUGGGGCAGGAGUCUGCGUCCUGCACAACUGUAUCUAUGCUGCGGGGGGCUACGAUGGUCAGGACCAGCUGAACAGCGUGGAACGCUACGACGUGGAGACAGAAACGUGGACGUUCGUAGCCCCCAUGAAGCAUCGGCGAAGUGCCCUGGGAAUUACUGUGCACCAGGGAAGAAUCUACGUUCUCGGAGGCUACGACGGUCACACAUUCUUGGACAGCGUGGAGUGUUACGACCCAGACACGGACACCUGGAGUGAGGUGACCCGCAUGACAUCUGGCCGGAGUGGGGUUGGUGUCGCUGUCACCAUGGAGCCCUGCCGGAAGCAGAUUGACCAGCAGAACUGUACCUGUUGAGUCACUUUUGUUUCUUGGGCAAAAAAAUGGUCUGAUUCAGAGUAUUGUCAUGUUUGUACAAAAACAGGGACAAAAGAAAAGGCUACAGAGCAAAUGUUUGUCCUCCUGGAUGGGAGGCUGGGAUGCCUCAGUGUUAAAAUGACAACUCGAAAGAAAAGAAGCCCAGAGUGGGAACCCGUGAGCCCGUCAGAGUAGUCCCAGGAAUGUCCAAGAGGGCCUGCCCAGGAGGUGGGUGCGGGAAGGGCAGGCUCCCCGGAGAGAGGCCCCCACACCCGCUACCCCGAGACUAGGCCUGGGUCCCCCACCAGCAGCCGCCACCUCCCUUUGGGAUGAAAGCAGGUGCUGAGGACAGGCUGGUUUUUGUUCCCUGCAUCUUUGCGAUUGGUUCCUGGAGGCCUGGGAAGGAGCCGACUGAGGCUUCAGGGGUGAGGCCCCUCCAGAGGUGUGGCCCCCAGGGAUGGGCCUGUACAUGGAAACCACUGGAUAUCGCUGCCCAGGACAGUCAUUUUGUUGAUAAGUAACCCUGUAACUUUCCAACGAAAAUAAAGAACAAACUAACUAGUGUCUUCCA